UGUUGAGAAGGUGCUGCGGUGACUUCUUGGACACUGGACUGACAAGGCUUUAAAGUGUACUGCUGAGACUGGAUCAACUGUUCCUGUCGUAGAGAGAGAGAAAGAAAGGAGGACUGCUAGGGUACUGGAUAGAAAAAGACAAGACACAAAAAGAAGAGGACAGGAGAAGAGGCUCCGUGAAAGAAUAAGAAACAAGGACAAUAGAAAAGAAAACAGGUUUACAGAAUAUGCUUCAUCAAAUGCAGAAUUGGUGCCACAAGUUACAAUUGUAUUAAAAUAUAUAUUGUUCUUAACAAGAAAGAUAGUAGUUUUAGAUUGGACAAGGAGAACUAGAAAGAAAGAGAGAAAGAAAGAAAGAGAAAGAAAGAAAAAAUAUCCAUUUAACCGAGUUAACUGGAUAUUUGAAAACACUGCCUUCUAAAAAGUGCUUUUGGUGCUUGUCAGUAAACUGAGAACAUUUCAUCAUCCCUGGAACUUACCCCAUCCUGAAUACCCAGCUCAACACAAACCCACGACACGCGACUGGUGAAAAGAAGAAGACAGACAUCAGAAAGGACGAGUACUGGAGAGAGAGAGAGUGUGUGUGGAUUACUGUGAGUUUGCAUACCAGUGUGUGUGGAUUACUGUGAGUUUGCAUACCAGUGUGUGUGGAUUACUGUGAGUUUGCAUACCUGUGUGUGUGAAUUACUGUGAGUGUGCAUACCUGUGUGUGUGUGUGUGUGGAUUACUGUGAGUGUGCAUACCUGUGUGUGUGUGUGUGUGUGUGUGGAUUACUGUGAGUGUGCAUACCUGUGUGUGUGUGUGUGUGUGUGUGGAUUACUGUGAGUGUGCAUACCUCUGUGUGUGUGUGAAUUACUGUGUGUGUGGAUUACUGUGAGUGUGCAUACCUGUGUGUGUGUGUGUGGAUUACUGUGAGUGUGCAUACCUGUGUGUGUGUGUGUGUGAAUUACUGUGUGUGUGGAUUACUGUGAGUGUGCAUACCUGUGUGUGUGUGUGGCAGUGCCUCCUCCUCACAGAGCCAUGGAGACCCCCCCUGGCCUGUUGAACCCACUGGCCUCUCCUGCCCUCAUGGUCCUGGCCUCCUCAGCGGGGGAUCCCUCUCGGGGGAGCCCCCCCUGCCAGCAGCAGCAGCCGGGACGCCAGUUUGGGGUGGACAGCCCCAUGCCCUUCCUGGGCGCCUCCUACUCUCUGGCAGCCAUGUACCACCACUCGGAGAGGCUGAGCGGAGCUCGCGACUACUCCCCCUCCUCCUCCCACCUCCUCCCCUUCCCCCACCCCCCCGCCUUCAGGCACCCCGGCCUGGGGGGGUACGGAGCCCUGCGGCCCUUCCACACGCCCCCCCUGCCCUUCCCAGACGAGGUGGAGCGUUUCUCCAGCGCCUACGCUGCAGCUGUCGCUGCCGCCAGCGGAGUCAAGCACCGCACCAAGCUGCCCGUGGAGCCCCCCCAGAUCAGAUACCUGCCGCUGGACAAGGAGGGGACCCCCUCCUCCCCCCUCUCCCACCCACCAGGGUCCAGCUCCGCGGGGAAGAGAGCCCGCACCCCGGCCGGGCAUCUGAGACGAACUCCCAGCCCCCUGGCAUCCAGCGUGGGCAAGAGAGAGAAGCGCAGCGAAGGGGCGCUGCUGAGUCUGCGAUGCCCGCUGUGUCACCUGGAGCUCACCAGAGCAGACCUGCGGGAUCAUCUGCGCGGCGAGAUCGAGAGACUGGCUCAGCUCAGCCCCAGAAGCCAGUUUCACAGUGAAGCAGUGCUGGAGAGCCUGACACAGCCCCCAGCACAGUCUCUGUCCCCAGUGUGCAGUGUACGUCCCUGUGACUCACCCCUGGGGUCCCCUCUAUCGGGGGACGAGGCUCACAAACUGGACAGACAGCAGAUAUUCCAGCAGGUGAAGACUAACAGAGAGGGCAGACUGGGAGUCAGAGCUGGCCGGUGUAAAAGGAUGAAGAUGGCCGAUGAUGAGCAGUUGGAGAGCCUCUCUCUGAAGGGGGUGAGGCUGCCAGAGUCUGAGGGGGACAGUCUGGAGGAUUUGGAGUACCGCAGCCCAGCUCAGAGCAGCGCACACACACUGCUGGACAGCAAAGGCUGCAGAGUGGGGACCCCGCCCAGUCCUGACAGUGAGCUGGAGAUUGACUCGGACCCUGACGACUCCUCACACCUCACUCACACGCAAAACCCAAUCAAAGACAGGGUCCAGUCCUGGGAUGCGGAGCCCAGCACACUACAGGAAGAAGGCUUAGCGAAUGAGGGGACAGGCAGUGCCAGGGAGAGUGCGGAGUCCCUCAGGGCUCAGAUCAGCGCCCUCACCCGAAGACUGCAGCAGAGGGAGCUGUACCACUGCCACGUCUGUCUGGGCUCUUACUCUGUCCCUGUGGCUUCUAUACAGUGCUGGCACAUCCACUGCGAAGACUGCUGGCUCAGAUCACUCGGUUUGAAGAAGCUAUGCCCGCAGUGCAGCACCAUCACCUCUCCAGCUGACCUACGCAGGGUCUACCUGUGACCUGCCCUGAGGCGUCCCUGACUGGGGAUCCCAAGGUUUCAAUGGAGCAGCGCUGCGAGGCGCCGGCGUGCUGAAUCGGAACAGCACAGAGAAAAUUAAACGAAACUUUAAACACCAGAUAUAUGUAUUACAAUAAAAACAAUAGAAAACUCUUGUUUUUACGUUUUUACUAUUCUGAUUUUUACAAUUCAUUUUG
Molecule: messenger RNA, 2692 nt
Organism: Acipenser ruthenus (sterlet)
Lineage: Eukaryota; Metazoa; Chordata; Actinopteri; Acipenseriformes; Acipenseridae
Product: E3 ubiquitin-protein ligase Rnf220-like
Exons: 13
Coding region: 1021-2496 (491 amino acids)
Biological process (GO): protein ubiquitination
Molecular function (GO): ubiquitin protein ligase activity
Source: RefSeq, a predicted model, not a curated record